Messenger RNA from Lathyrus oleraceus (garden pea), 939 nucleotides. RefSeq lists its product as uncharacterized. The record is from RefSeq and is a predicted model, not a curated record. Bases 1 to 939 code for a protein of 312 amino acids. NCBI's taxonomy places the organism in Eukaryota, Viridiplantae, Streptophyta, Magnoliopsida, Fabales, Fabaceae. The transcript is spliced from 7 exons.
AUGCAGAUUAACAAACUUGGAGUUAAUUUGGCAAAACUAUUUGAUGAGACAUUGGCUCAUAGAGAGCCAAAUAUAGGUUAUGAUACACGUCUUGAACCUAAUGAUCUUUUCGAUGACUCUUCUGAGGAUGAAUCUUAUGGUUAUAGUUCAGAGUCCGAUUCAGCAUUCGAGGGGGGCGAAAAUUUGAAUGCAACAGAUUAUACUAACAAUAAAUCAUCUGAUUCAGUUAAACUGCCUUUGUUAAAGCAGUCACCAAAGGCUUUGCAAGAUCUUUUGUCUGACAAUGAAAAUAAUGAGUCAAAAAAAUUCAAUAACAAAUUCGAAUGUCCUCCUAAUUCUCGUAUUCAAGGUCAAUCUUGUCACAGGCAUUGUAACAUGUUACCAAUUCCAGGAUACAGUCCAAAGUUUACGCAGCUGUAUAUAUAUGAUAUAGAGAAGGAUAUACAAAAUAGAAUUCACAGAAUCAAUACUGAUGGAAGGAUAUAUAAUCAACCAACAGUUUCUGAAGUAGCUAUUUUGAUUACUGGGGAUGUUAAUACCGCGGAAAGAAGAGAUAUUAUUAUGCAAAAACAAUACGGUGAAGUUCAAAGGAUAGAUGGGUACCAUACCAGCUAUUUAGGGUAUCAAUAUCCAUUAUUUUUUCCGUAUGGCGAAGAUGGUUAUAGACCUAAUUGUAGAGAAAUUUUAGCAGGAACUAUUGAGACAAUUGAUGUUAUCAACCAGUAUGUUUCAGGAGAAGAAAAUGAAUAUUUAAGCUCAGAUACAAUGGAAAAAUAUGAUGUCGAUGACAACGAAGACUUUGAUGUUUUGACCACAUAUUUUCUUAAUGCACUUACAACCUCAAGUAUUUCUAAUCACCGGAUUAAAUUGAAGACUUUCACACCAAUAAUGCUUCUUAGAAAUAUUGACCAGUCUGAGGGACUUUGCAAUGGAACAUGA